GUCUCAAUGCUUCAAUUCUUUCAUUACAAUUUACAAACAAACCAUGGGUUCUCUCGAAGUAGAAAGAAAAGCGCUCCCAUUUGUGAGAACACUGAAGCAAAACUUGCCAAAUUCCAUAUCUAAAUCUCUUUUAGAAGCGUUGAGGGAUUUCGGGGAAGGAAACACAGAAACCGCCGAUCUCCUUCCCAAGGUCUCCGAGCUCCUACGCGACCACCCUGACUUGCUCGCCGGCUUCAACUACUUCUUGCCGGAGAAUCUCAAACUGCCGCUCCCCACCGCCGCCGACGCCGUCGAAAUUCCGACCACGUCCGAUCCCCAGCCCCAAUUACCGUUGAAGAGACGAAGGGAAGUCCAAAACGACGCCGUCGAAUUCGUGAACAAAAUUCGAAAAUUCUCGAAAGACGAUCAAAUUUACGCCUCGUUUCUCCGAGCGAUUACGGAUUUCGAAGUCCACGGAGACAUCCUCCAAGUGGACAAACAAAUCUCGGAUCUAUUCAAACAAAAUCCGGAUCUGUACAUCAACUUCACCUGGUUCACCGCCGACGACAACUGUCGAAGCCAUCGCGUUCGAGUAUCAGAGUCGGCGAGAAAGCUAACAACAUUGGAAGAAUGUGAAGACCAAUUGUACGAGAGCGACAUGCUUUUCCAUUCCCUGGAAUCAACCAAGAAGGCGACGGAGAAAUUAUUGCAGAAAGAAAACGGGAAUGGAGAUAAUAAUGGUGGGAUAAUCAAUCUCCAAGAUUACUUCUCUGCUAUGAACCUGAGGUGCAUAGAAAGGAUGUACGGUGAAGAUUAUGUUGAUCAAAUUAUGGAACUUCUGCAAACACAUCCCACGGCUGCGGCCACCAUUUUGCUGCGUCGGCUGAAUCAAAAGCUUCAAGAUGCGGGGGAGCUGCGGGAACGGAUUAGAGAGAAGUGCAAUCAAACAAUGAGAAGAGAACACAAUCCACGAUCAACAAUGAGGAGAUAAUACUCAAUUUAGUCAUAAACUAUUUUGAUGCAUAAUUAGGUCAUCCAUUUUGAUAAUUUUACUCAAUUGAGUAUUCUGCUAAGAUAACUUUGUAAUUUCAUAUCUAUCAAUACUCAAUUCAGUCUUUGACUAAA
Messenger RNA from Ipomoea triloba (trilobed morning glory), 1104 nucleotides. RefSeq names its product paired amphipathic helix protein Sin3-like 1. Gene Ontology annotation, biological process: regulation of DNA-templated transcription. Lineage: Eukaryota; Viridiplantae; Streptophyta; Magnoliopsida; Solanales; Convolvulaceae. Bases 44 to 970 code for a protein of 308 amino acids. The transcript has a single exon. The record is from RefSeq and is a predicted model, not a curated record. Gene Ontology annotation, molecular function: transcription corepressor activity.